CCUGACCCGGAAAGAGUAUCAAAAUACAGAGAAUCCCAACCAAUCCAUCUAAAUCGGGAAACAUCUGCAGCUGUUUAUCAUAUGCAAGUUUGCUUACAGCUUGAACAUUGCACAAUUUCGACUCUUCUUUCCAGAUUUUUAGCAAAAUGGGACUCAAAGUGUUUAUUACAAACAUUUCUAGCAGUACUGAUAUCAAGAAAAAACAGAGAGAAUUGCUGCAGACCUUAGAAAGUUUAAAAAUAGAAUUUGAAGCUAUAGACAUAUCAGAUCCAACUAAGGAGGAAGAAAAAAAGUUCAUGAGGGCUAACAGUAAACCCGCUCAAGAGGGCAAGGUGCCCCUCCCACCUCAGGUGUUCAACAAUGAUGAUUACUGUGGGGAUUUUGAUGCUUUUUCGGAGGCCUUAGAAGAUAAUCAGUUAUAUGAAUUCCUAAAACUUGCACCACCAAAGGAAGUCUCUCAAGCAUCCGUUACAGUGACAGGGGAGGAAGAAGAAAAGAAAGACGAGGAUGAAAGAGAGAAGGAGGACGAGGAAAAAGCUGUUUUGAUUGAGGAUGUUGCUGCUGAAGAUGCAAAGAAAAAUGAGGAGGAAGAAGCAGAAACAGGAGAGAAAGCCGAUCAAGAGACAAGUGAAAAAGAGGCUGCACCAUCAGAGGAGAAAGUGGAAGGUGAAAGGUCAGAGGGUGAAUCAAAAGAGGAGGGGUCACCAACAGAGGGUGCUGAUGAAAAGGCAGGGGAAGAUGUGAAGGAGGAAAAUGAGGAAGCAAGGAAAGAAGAGGAGGAGAAACCUUUGGACAAAGAUGCUGAGGAAUCCAAGGAUAGAGAGGCUGAAAAUACUGGGGCUGAUGAAUUGGACCAGUCUGCUACAGAGGCACCACCAUCUGAAGAAAAAUCAGAUGUCAAGUCUGAAGAAACGGACCAGGCUGCUGAGGAAACUGUUGUUGUGGAAACUGAUGAUGGCAAGGAAACAUAUGCAGAGGCUGUUCUUGUUGUGGAUGAUGUCGAAACCAAGGAGGUAGACAAAGAGGAGACUGCUGAGUCAAAGCUACAAGAUGCAGCAUCCUCUGAACAUGUUGAAGAGACCUCUAUAGAAAAGAAAUCUGAUGAAACUGGAGCACUUGAAAUAAGAGAAGAUAAUGAAAAAGAGGAGGAACCAGGCUCUCAACCUGAUGAUGUCAAAGAAACCACAGAGGAUAAACCUGGAAAGGAAGAGGAACCAGCUAAAGAGGAACCAGAACUUCUCAAGGAAGAGGAACCAGUCAAGGAGGAGGAACCAGUCAAAGAGCCAGAACCUCUCAAGGAAGAGGAACCAGCCAAGGAGGAGCAAGAACCAGUCAAGGAAGAGGAACCCCCCAAAGAAGAAGUGAAAGAGGAAGUGAAAACUGAGGAGAAGGAGGAAGAAAUAGAUUUUUGGGCACAGAUUGGUAAAGAUGAUGAUGAUAUUGGUAAGAAGAAGAAGCCAGCAGUAGUGGAGGAGCCAAAGGAACCAAGCCCAGUGCCAGAAACAAAGACAGCUCAGGAGGAAGAUGAGGAUGAUGACUCGAUGGAGGCCAGAAGGAGGAGGAGGAGGAAAGAAAGAGAGGCAAAGGAAGCAGCUGAUGCAACAACAGAAUCAGCAGAGGACAGUCUGGAGGAACGGCGCCGCAGACGCCGGGAGGAGAGGAAGGCCAGGGAAGAUGCAGAUUCCACAGAGGUGGAGAGUGCUGCAGAGAGAAGGAGAAGACGUAGGCGUGAAAUGGCUGAUGAUUAGGGAAAAUCCGAGGAUGAAUAAAGAAACCUUAGUCUUUCCCAGGUGCUAUUUAACAAUAGGAAUGCUGCCUAUCUCUUUCUUAAUCAUAUCCAAACACCUCCAAGCGCAAUGAUCUACCAGUGGCAAUUUUUAGUGAGAUUAUUUCUUCAGAACUGGGAUGACCACAGAGAAUUUUUCAUUACUUGUGAUAACAUACAUUCUAUUGCUCUCUUAUUUCCCUCAAUUUUUCGAUGUGCAAUGUUGCAAUGUGACUUUUCGGAGGGAACUCUAUUAUGUAUUAUUCAGAGAUACAAUGAACAAAUAUUCUUUUAGUUUUAGAUAUUUAAGAAUUAUGAUGCUGUUAUUGUGCGUUGCUAGAGUCUUUGGUUAAGGUUUGUGAAUCAUUGUCCUUGUAGCAUUUUUGUAAUUGGCUUUUGUGCAACUGUUGUGUGACCCCCAGCUCUCACCCCACCCCCAUCCAAAAAAAAAAAAAAAUACUGCAUAUGUCAAAUUUGAAAACAUAACAUCAGAGUGAAAAUGCGUUUCUCAAAUAUUUUUGGUUAGUGUACAUUGUGUCAUGAAAGUAAAAUGAAGUAAAUUGAAAAAGUACUUAAUUUUUUUUUCAUUAUUAUGAAUAUUAUAUUACUGAUGCUCAAUUUAUCUGUCUGAGUUCCAGAAGUUUAAAAUUAUAGAAUCUCUUGUCAGUGUUGGAAAAAGAAAUGUAGAUUUUUAGUGCUUAGUGUAGGAAGUUUCUUUUUUUAUAAAGUUUUAUUAUUUUAUAUAUAUAUUAAUACUUGUUUAUAUAUGUAUAGUUCCUUUAUUGGCUCAUUUAGCAUUAAAUAGCAGUCCCACCUUAUUCAUUGUGUCUCUUGCUUUAGAAAGUCUCAAGAAUACUUUUGAAUUAAUUUUAUUUGCAUUAUCUGAGAGAAAAGUAUUAUCUAAUAAUAAGUUUUCAAGUAUGGAUUUAUGCUUCUUUACUCUUUUUGCUUUUGAUUUCCAUUAUAUAAAAGAAUCUGUCAUAAGAAAAGCAUUUGAAAAAUUAUUAAAGACCAAAACUCGGGAACUUUUUAUCCAUCAUUAUUCUACGCAUGUUUGUGCUGAAAAGUUGAAUAUUAUCUUGUUUAAUGUAUUGUCUUUACUAACUUGUUUAACGAUAAAUUGUGUUCAUAUUUCAAGCAAGCUGUGCCUGUCAAUAGUGGCAGAAACAAUGGAAUUGUAAUGUUUACAUCUUACAGAGUAAUUUUAAUUUGUUUGCCAGUGCCAUGUGAGACACCAGCUUUUAGUCAGCUUUAACAGGGAAUUGUGGGUAGCGUUUAUUUAAGUUUUGUUACAUGACAUGUCUUAGUUUGUUUGUUACAAUUUUUCCUUGUCUUUCACACAACAAAUUUCAAUGUAUUAAAAGUUCAGAGUUUUGACACAACAUCGUGUUUACCAGUGCUGAUUUUUCUGUAGAACUUUGAAAAUUUUUAUUAUUUACUGUAUAUGCUUUAUUAACAUGUACUCUUAUCUUGCCAUGAUUUAACUUUAAUUUGCUUUUGAUGUGUCAGGUAACUUGGUAAUUAAUGAAUUAUGCUUGUCAAUCUGAAAGAAAUCAUCCCCCUGUUAAAUUGAUUUAAUAGUAUAUGUAUCUGUUGACUUUUGUGAAUGGUUUGUUCAAAAGGAUUUGUCAGUAUGUAAAAAAAAUUUGCAUUGAAGUAUUUUGUCAGAACUUAUUUCUGUAUUUCCUGUUUGUAACAUUAAAAUUAGUACUAAGUACCAA
Messenger RNA from Saccostrea echinata, 3486 nucleotides. RefSeq names its product probable serine/threonine-protein kinase kinX. Gene Ontology annotation, cellular component: cytoplasm. The coding region runs from base 147 to 1748 and encodes 533 amino acids. The record is from RefSeq and is a predicted model, not a curated record. NCBI's taxonomy places the organism in Eukaryota, Metazoa, Mollusca, Bivalvia, Ostreida, Ostreidae. The transcript is spliced from 20 exons.